AUGGAGAAUGAACAUACCGUUGCAACAUCGUCAACAUCUCCAACAACUAGCACUUCUUCUACAUCCCAUCCUUCCCAUCCUCCUCCAAUCUCAGUAUACAGCAGCACGGAUCGCCAUGCCGUGCAGGUCAUUCAGCAAGCAUUGAACCGUCCUCCGAGCUCUGCAGCCCAGUAUCUUCAGCAGAUGUACGCAGCCCAACAGCAACAUCUAAUGCUGCAAACAGCAGCCCUGCAGCAACAACACUUGAGCAGCUCCCAGCUCCAGAGUCUGGCCUCUGUCCAGCAGGCAGGUGUGUCUGGCGACAGACAGUCUGUUUCCCCCACUACGGCUAACCAGCAAUCAAGUGUCCCACAGCCAUCUCUCAAUCUAUCGUCUUCACCUCCACCUACCCAAAUCAUAAGCCGAUCACAGACAUCUAGUACCACAAGCAGCAGUAUCACCCAAAAAACAAUGCUACUGGGAAGUACAUCACCCACGCUGAGCGCAAGCCAGGCUCAGAUGUAUCUGCGAGCUCAAAUGCUCAUUUUUACACCUGCUGCCACAGUUGCAGCUGUGCAAUCUGACAUUCCAGUGAUUUCGUCAUCAACAUCUUCAACUUCUUGUCAGUCAUCAGCUACUCAGGUACAGAAUUUAACACUACGGAGUCCACCAAUACUGGAAAUAUCGUGUCCACAAAGCAGUCCACCAAAAAUCAGCAACCAAGACCAACCACUGGCUAUGUGUCACAAGACUACUGUAACCAGUUCCAAAGCCGUACAUGCUGAUUCUAAUGAGACAAGCCGUAAAGGUGAAAGCCCUGGUUCAGAGUCGCGCUGCACAGCGGUAACACGAACAGCAAGUUUGCAUCAGCUGAUAGCUCCAGUAUCAUAUUCUUCAGUCCAGCCACAUGCUCUAACUAAGCACCCCACAAUCCAGCUACACCCAGAUCCACCAAAGCUGCCGCAUCAUCAAAUGAUAUUGCAACAGCAGCAGCAGAUACAACAUCGACAUCAGAUUCAGACCAUUACAUUACAUAACCCAGCCUUAGAGUCUCCAACAUCCCAUCACUGUGUGCCAAUGCAGAGCCCAGCAUUUCUACCACUUCCCAGCAGUGCUCAUUCACAUCACAGUACCCCUAUACCGACUCCUCCUCCUGCAUCACCCACUCUCUCCCAGUCUGCCCAGCAAUCUGUGGUAGUGUCUCCUCCACCAGCACAGUCCCCUUGUCAGUCACCCACUAUCAUUAUUCACCCACAGGCACUUAUUCAGCCACAACCACCACUUCUUGUACAGUCAUCUCUUCCAUCUAGAGAAAAUCCACAUCUAAUACAGACCACACUGCAUUCAGCAUCACCAGUGGCUCUUCCAACCCAUGCUUCAUCUGUAGUAACACCAGGAAGCCAGCCUGGAUCAUCACAUCUACAAACUGUCACAGCAUCUGGGCAACCAUUAAUGUCACCCAUAGCACCAACCAAUCAGUCAUCACUCCAAACUCUUCCUCCUUCAUCAGUAUCAUCUCCUCAUUUACCCACGUCUCAUUCUUCCCAGCUGCAAGCCUUGCCACUGCAGUCUAUGCAGGCAAUAUCUGUGCAGCCUGAGAUGUUAACCCCAGGCCAGGUUCUGGUGCAGAAUGCUUUGCUUACUGAAGAAGAACUUCCUGCAGCAGAAGCACUUGUUCAGCUGCCAUUCCAGACACUUCCUCCACCUCAGACUGUUGCAGUAAACCUCCACAUACCACCAGCACAAGUGGAGCAACCAGUGGUUUACCAAGUGGAAAAUAUGUGCUCAGAGGAAGUGCCAGUGAUGCAGCAAGACUGUGAUUGUGUCAUUACUCAGACCCCUACACCUCCAACACUUUCUCCCCCAGCACUUCCUAUAGGCAGCGGAGAGGAGCUUCCUGUAGAUCAUAUCUUUCAAGAAUUCUUAGGUCUCCCAAGCGUGGUAUCUUCAGUGAGUGCCUCAGUUAUUAAGUCACCUUCGGACUCCUCCUAUGCCUCCAUACCUGCACCUCCUCUUCUUUUACCAGCUGCUACUACAAGAAGCAAUAGUACACAGAAGCCUAACAGCAUCCCCGGUUUGGAUAGCAAGCUUCCUCAAGCCAUAGUGAAACCGCAGAUCCUAACUCAUGUCAUUGAAGGAUUUGUCAUUCAGGAAGGUCUUGAACCAUUUCCUGUAAAUCGGUCUUCCCUCCUGGUGGAGGAACCUGCCAAAGGGCAGUUGCCAUUGGAUGAGCAGAUAAUGAACAUGGCUGAUAUGGAGUCUGAUAUUCAGAGCACAGCUAAACUCCCCGACAACUCUACAGACACUGAGGUGGAAGACCUGACUGCUGAGGAAGGUGUGGAUGAACUAGAAUGUGAGCUAUUGGAGUGUGAAUAUUGUGGGAAAACAGGAUAUCCAAACAAGUUCCUGAGGUCGAAGAGGUUCUGCUCUCUGUCAUGCGCAAAAAGAAAACGUCUUGGACACUACAAGGCUGAAAAAAGCAGUAGAUGGAAUAGAAAGAUGGAAGGAAAUAUAGGGAGGCGUGGUAGGCGUUCACACAGUUCUGGAGGGUCAGUCCGAGAGCACUACCUAAGACAGUUGCCUAGUACCUAUGCAUGCAGUGAAGAAGCCUUGGGGGAUUUCCAAGAGGAUUCUCUUCCAGCGCCUAUGACCACACGGCUACGUCGACAGAGUGAGAGAGAGCAGGAAUUACGCCUCCUUCAAGCAAGACAUACGCCCUCACCAUCUCUGAUGCCUCCAGAUACUCAAACAGAGCCAUCACUAUGGACAGUUGAAGACGUAUGGGCGUUCAUACAUUCUUUACCAGGAUGCCAUGAUAUCGCUGAUGAGUUUAGGACACAGGAGAUUGAUGGACAGGCUCUUCUGUUACUAAAGGAAGACCAUCUCAUGAGUACCAUGAAUAUUAAGCUAGGACCAGCCCUGAAGAUCUGUGCUCGUAUUAAUUCACUAAAGGAUACGUAG
This is a messenger RNA of Staurois parvus, 2940 nucleotides long. NCBI's taxonomy places the organism in Eukaryota, Metazoa, Chordata, Amphibia, Anura, Ranidae. The record is from the annotation of a GenBank genome assembly.